AUGAAUUUGACAAACGAAAUAAAAGCUUUGCCGAAGACAAAACCGCCAUUGUUAAGAUCUCGAACUUUACCGUCCAUUGUGGUACCCGGUUUAAACAUUCUUCAAGCUCAAAUCGAUGUCAAAUACAGAACGGGGGGUACACAAUCACUGAAUGAAUGUUUUUUAAAAGAAUUUAAACACGUCGGUUGGUUGUUGUUUGUUUGA
Messenger RNA from Pediculus humanus corporis (human body louse), 204 nucleotides. RefSeq lists its product as uncharacterized. NCBI's taxonomy places the organism in Eukaryota, Metazoa, Arthropoda, Insecta, Psocodea, Pediculidae. The record is from RefSeq and is a predicted model, not a curated record. The transcript has 3 exons. Bases 1 to 204 code for a protein of 67 amino acids.